This is a messenger RNA of Kwoniella mangroviensis CBS 8507, 540 nucleotides long. RefSeq lists its product as uncharacterized. The record is from RefSeq and is a predicted model, not a curated record. Lineage: Eukaryota; Fungi; Basidiomycota; Tremellomycetes; Tremellales; Cryptococcaceae. The coding region runs from base 1 to 540 and encodes 179 amino acids. The transcript has a single exon.
AUGGAUCAGCACGAGAUACUAUCGAAAACCAAUCGGAUCCUUGGGCUUCCACAAGAAAAUUCGAAUGCUACAGUGAAAGAGGGCAAACGUUCUUUUUCCUUCCCGAGAGAAGCUUUCAGGUCGGAACGUUCGACCCGAAGGGGUCAAGGUUCUCGAUCGGUGUCACUGAUCGUGACAAAACCUACCGAACCUUCUGUCAAGAAGAUCAUGAUGAAGACCAACGGAUAUUUCGUCCUCAAUGGUGAAGUGGAAGCUGACGAAGCGGUACUUCCCCACAUUGAGCGAGAUUAUGCAAGAGCCCAAGACAAGUUCCGAACGUUACUGGGGCGACACGUUGGUCUACACGGUCCUCUACAAACCCAAUUGGUCGAGCAAGGCAGCACCGAAAUGGCACCUGUCAAGGUACACACUCUCUUAGAGGGAUAUAUAAGGGGCAGGGAGAUUGCAAAGGGUACCAAGACAUUGUUUCUGCAAGGCCCGUACUAUCUGUCGGACUACGAGCAGGAAGGUACAGAAGGUCUCGCGGAACGUUCCGAGUGA